This is a messenger RNA of Fusarium falciforme, 918 nucleotides long. RefSeq lists its product as hypothetical. The record is from RefSeq and is a predicted model, not a curated record. The transcript has 2 exons. Bases 10 to 918 code for a protein of 302 amino acids. Lineage: Eukaryota; Fungi; Ascomycota; Sordariomycetes; Hypocreales; Nectriaceae.
GGAGACGACAUGUCGAAGCGCAAUCUUCUGUUGUGUUUUUAUGCCUUUGGUACUCUCAUCAGACCUGCUCGCCCUGUUGUGCAGCAGUACGCAGAGAUUGCAAGGCAGUGUGGCGUGACUGAUUUUGAUGAUCAUGAACUUCAGUCUUCGCUGUUGGCCGCCUUCAAGAAGGAGGCUGCAAAGAAUCCCAACUAUGGAAAGGCGACUGGUCUAGGCGCGACCAAGUGGUGGACCAAUGUCAUUCACAAUACCUUUACACCCCUAAUUCGGAACAAUCAACCCCUGCCAAAGGAACUGGCUCCAGCGCUUCUCCAUCGAUUCGCAACCAAAGACGGCUAUGAUACCGAGCCGAACCUGGUGUCCGCCCUCAAAGCUCUCAGACGAAAAAAGUCCCAAUUGCACUUCGACAAAGUCGUAAUUGGAGUCGUUACAAACUCUGACGAUCGCAUUCCAAGUAUUCUUUCAUCGCUGGGUCUUGACGUGAGCCCCCUGCGAUAUGGCACGGAGGUGGAUCCAAAAGAGAUCGCGGGACAAGAAUAUGACAUUGACUUCCACUGCAUGUCAUAUGAUGUUGGUGUUGAGAAGCCAGACAAGCUCAUUUUUAAUGCCGCUGAGCUCAUGCUGGCCGAAAUCAUCGCCAUGCGAAAUGGCAAGAGUCCAGCUGAAGCCAGGGCGGACACUGAAUCAUGGCGAAAGGUUCAUGUCGGUGAUGAGUAUGCAAAAGACGUCGUCGGAGCCGCCAAUGCCGGUUGGAAAUCGGUCCUGCUCGAUGGCGAAGAGGAAGCUGCCACUAUUCCCAGGCUAGAGGAUCACCCAGAUCACACACUCGAGAGACUUUACAAGGAGAACGAUGUUGUCAAGGUCGAUUCUCUUCAAAACUUGGUCGCAUGGCUCACGAAUGAUGUUCCCAUCAAAUGA